Messenger RNA from Delphinapterus leucas (beluga whale), 1600 nucleotides. NCBI's taxonomy places the organism in Eukaryota, Metazoa, Chordata, Mammalia, Artiodactyla, Monodontidae. The record is from RefSeq and is a predicted model, not a curated record.
AGGUGGAGCCUCGGCUGAGACGGCCUGGGAGGUUGCUCACAGUUAAGGGGGUUUUCUACACAAGAGCCCUGGGAGAGGAAAUGGAGCCCCAGCACCCGAGACAAAGGGCAGGGAUGGGACUAGCCAGCAAAGGAGGCUGCAGCCAGAGGCCCCGGAUCAGACACCCAGUGGAGUGGUUAGAUCGCCAAACCUUCUCCUUCCACUUUUGCAACCUGAGAUUUGCCAGUGGGCGGAACUACACCUACCUCUGCUACCAGGUGGAAAGACUGAAGCACUGCUCACCUGACUCCUCCGACUGGGGUGUCUUUCAAAACUGGGUCUAUUCCUGCCAUGCGGAACUCUGCUUCCUCUCUUGGUUUCGCGCUAAGAAGCUGUCCUCUUACGAGCAGUACCACAUCACCUGGUUCUUAUCCUGGAGCCCCUGCUUGUCAUGUGCAGAGCAGGUGGUUGCGUUCCUGAAGGAGAACAGGAACGUGAGGCUGAGCAUCUUCGCCGCCCGCCUCUACUACUUCUGGAAACCAGAUUACCAGCACGGGCUGCGCAUGCUGCGCCACCAGAGGGCCUGGGUGCGCAUCAUGUCCUUCCGAGACUUUAAAUACUGUUGGAAAAACUUUGUGUACAAUCAGGGAAUGCCCUUCAAGCCUUGGAAGAAACUGCGUAAAAAUUAUCAGUUCCUGGUGGCAAAGCUUCAUGAAAUUCUCGGAAACACAAUGAAUCUGCUAAAAACAAAUAUAUUCAGACAACAGUUUGGCAACCAGCCCCGGGUCCCACAGCCCUGCUACCGGAGGAAGACCUAUUUGUGCUACCAGCUGAAGCAGCUCGAUGGCUUCACGCUUGACAAAGGCUGCUUCCAAAACAAGAAACAGCGACAUGCAGAAACUCGCUUUAUUGACAAGAUCACCUCGCUGAAUCUCGACCCAAACCAGCGCUACAGAAUUAUCUGCUAUGUCACGUGGAGUCCCUGCCCUGCCUGUGCCGGGGAACUGGUUGAUUUCAUCAACGGUCAGGACAACCUGAGCCUGCAGAUCUUUGCCUCCCGCCUGUACUUCCACUGGGUCAGGGUGUUUCAGAGGGGGCUGCAGCAGCUACAGGCAGCCCAGGUCUCAGUGGCUGUCAUGACCCGCUCAGAGUUUGAAGACUGCUGGGAAGAGUUUGUGGAUAACCAGGGGAUGCCCUUCGAGUCCUGGGAUAAGCUGGAACAAUACAGUGAAAGCAUAAGCCGUCGGCUCCAGAGGAUCCUGUCGCACUGGAGUCCUUCAAGAAGAGGAGAGACACAGACUCGCAUGGCGAAGUUCGUGUGGGGUGAGAGAUAGAGGCUGCAGUGAUGAUCUACAAACGAAGGAACACCAAGGAGUGCCGGCAACGCCAGGAGAGAAAGGCCCCAACUGGAGAAGACACAGGAAAGAUUCUUCCCUAGCGCCUUCAGAGAAAGUACGGCCUGCCCACACCUUGAUUCCAGACUUCUGUCCUCUAGAACUGUGAGAGGAUACAUUUCUGUCGCUUAAAGCCACCCCUUUGGUGACACUUUGUUAUGGCAGCCUAGGAAACCAUUACGAUGUACAUAUAUAUAAACAGUGGUCCAAUAAAUCAGUGAUAACUA